Messenger RNA from Clarias gariepinus (North African catfish), 3050 nucleotides. Its product is annotated as syndecan-3-like. Lineage: Eukaryota; Metazoa; Chordata; Actinopteri; Siluriformes; Clariidae. Gene Ontology annotation, biological process: cell migration. Gene Ontology annotation, cellular component: cell surface; membrane. Bases 117 to 1268 code for a protein of 383 amino acids. The transcript is spliced from 5 exons. The record is from RefSeq and is a predicted model, not a curated record.
CUGUGCUUAUUAGCGUUCCUGUCGGGGUUUGAUACUUUUUAACAGUUUGAUCUUCGCUUAAAAGAACUUCAGUCUGCCUCCGCGGGAAACACGGUGCCGGUGACCGCUGUGCGAAAAUGAGGCUUCACUCUGCAGCUGCGCUUGUCGUGUACCUCUGCUUGUGGAUACCUGUUGCUCAUGCGAAUGAAGCACCAGAAGAUCAAGAUGCGUCAGGAGACGAUGAUGAGUUCUCUGCGUCAGGAUCAGGAGAUGAUGACAUUUGGAUCGAUGACCCUGUGAAGACAACUCAAGCAAGUCCCAACGCUACAGAGGCAGCCUGGUUCACAACCCCUGAUGCUUUUCCAGAAGAUUCUACUACUACUACCCCGUUUAUCGUCCUUGACAACAAGGCUGAAACCUCUGGCGAUAUCACUGAAGCCUUUUUGCCACGCACAACUGAAAACACGGAGACUGAAGCCUUUUUGCCACGCACAACUGAAAUUACAGGGACUGAAGCCUUUUUGCCACGCUCAACUGAAAACACGGAGACUGAAGCCUUUUUGCCACGCACAACUGAAAUCACGGAGACUGAACGGAAGAUAUUUGACCUAAUUAAACCAUUAGGUGAGGAAGGUGAGACCACAACAGUCAACAAUGAGGAGCAGCCUGAGACCACAACAGUCAACAAUGAGGAGCAGCCUGAGACCACUCAACCUCCAGCUUUGGAACCACCAGUGGUCCCCACGAGUGAUUCAUCAAACAUAGAGCCUGAGGAAGAGGAAACUAUGGUUUAUAAGGAACCAGAACCUGUGGCGACUGAGGCACCUGAUAUGGAGACCACACCACUGGUGUUGAGUACCACAUCAGAGAGUAAUCUAGCGGAUACUGAAGCUUCGGGUGAUGCUGUUGAAUCCACCACCGUUGAGACUAAUUUCAUUGAAGAUACAAUUUCAGAUAAGGGACAACCCGUAGUUGAGUCCAAGCAGCCAACAUUGACUGAUGUUGAUUUCGAGAUCGACAAUGAAAUAAAGCCGAGAUCACAACCAGGGUCUGGGUCUGAUUCUGAAUACGCACGAGGUUCCGACAACGAUAGCUUACUGGAAAGGAAAGAAGUCCUUGCAGGUGUCAUUGCAGGUGGCGUGGUGGGCUUGGCUUUUGCGAUCAUGCUUGUUUCCCUCAUGGUCUACCGCAUGAAGAAGAAGGAUGAGGGUAGUUAUUCACUGGACGAGCACAAGCACCCCAAUGGAGGCUAUCAGAAACCACAGAAACAGGAAGAGUUCCUGGCAUAAAGUCUCUUAUAUACACUGCUUCUGUCUCUUCAUUUCUAUGCUUGACUACCACUUAAAACUUCCCGACUCACCAGAUUCCACAUGCUUUGGUGACCCUUUUUUAUGUUGGAUUUGCAACACAUCGGAUUUGCACCUGAAUUGGUUGAUUUUUGAUUUUCAGGAAAGGUUCUAUUGUAUUUGUAUGGUUUUUUUUUUUUUUUUUUUUUUUUUUCUCCCCACCCUCCUUUGUAAUGGAUUCUCACACUGUGGAUUGAGACUGUCCUCAUGAGUCUGGUUAUAAGUGUGAGGGACCUUGGAGCUGGCCAUUUAUUUGUUAGGGUUCUGCUUUCUGCCUGUGCUGGGAAACCACAGUAAACCAGUAAACGUUGAACCGGCUUCUCAUUUCCACCGUGCCUUAUUUCCUGUUCCAGUGAACUGAAGAGCACGCCGAGUGCAGUAGAGAGAGAGAAAGAGAGUGAGAGAGCACCUCCUCCAACUGUUUGUUGCCUUGGUAACAGAUAGUUGCCAUAGGGACUGAAAACAUGGAUUGCACUUUUGACACACAACCAUAACAAUCCUGAAUUACAAUCGCUGUUUGCUUGGAACUGAUUACGUGUUUCAGCUUGGCCUGGGCUCUCUUACUUUCAUAUGUUGAUAUUGUAAUAUUACACAUGGUUUUAUCACUCGUGUGGAAGGAGAGCUGCCUCACUUAGUGAGCUGGAUUCCCUUCAAUUUCCUUCUUGUUUUGUACUUGCGUGGAAGAUGGCGUGUCAGAACGAGCGAUGCAGAGUUGAUGUCGAAAAAGUGGUAUGAAUUAUUCUUGAUCAGGCAUGACUGUCAUCUUACACAAUAUUGCUGUAUUUCUUAAGAAACUAAAUGAGUAUAUGCUGAAUUCUCAAUUACACUGUAUAAAAUUUCUAAAAAUUUACACAAAUGCAGUUUUGUUGUUGUUGUUGCAUCAGCUCUUUGUAUAUAUGCUAGUGGACCAAAUCUACAGCUUGAAAAUCUUUACUGAGAUAGAAGAUGACUAAUGUAUAUUAAAAGGGUCAUUUAAGACCUAUUUGUACAAGUGUGUAAAAUUUUCUGUUUUUAGUUAUUACUUGUAUCAAAGGACUCCAAGCGGCAAUGAGCUUUUUUGGAAAAAAUAUAUAUAAAUAAAUCACAGACCGCGCAGAAAUCGAGAUCUCACCGAAUCUGUCCCAGCUACAUUUUGUCUGCAGUGAAAGAAAGGUGUUAUAAUGGCUCCCUGGAAAAUAACAAGCUAAGAGUGUUUAAAUAAAUUUCGAACCGAUGUCAUUAAAUAGGGGAAAAUCUAUCCUUUUUUUUUUGCAAAUGCUAAUCUUACAUUACCAUGGAAUUAGCUGCUUAUAAUGGCCGAGCAGAGUAAAGCCGUAUUACUCCUAAAGUGUCACGUAUUACUGAACCUGCGCGUGCCAUGCGAUGUGUAUGACUUGCCUUCGUUUUCAACUCUUUCUUUAACUUAAUGUUGGUAUUUUUACAAACGGACAAAUUUGACUUUUUGGGAACCUUAUUCCAGGCUUCAGGAUAGCUCAGCUCAACUAUUUUUCCAUAAUGGAGGUUUUGAAAGAGGUAGUGGCAAAAGUGUGUGAAAGUACACUCGCAGCAGAGAAAAACUUUUGUGCCUUUUCAGAACGGCCGGCCACGCCUCAGAGAGAGCUGCCUUUGUGUUUUGUUGCUGUGCAAAAGAAAUAUUAGACCUACUUAUGUCAUAGUUUGUACAAAUCUCUCUAUUUAUUAUGCACAGUUGUUUUUCUAUGUUUAAUAAAAGGGAGUCCAUUUUCA